Messenger RNA from Calypte anna (Anna's hummingbird), 2483 nucleotides. RefSeq names its product solute carrier family 35 member B3 (gene SLC35B3). The record is from RefSeq and is a predicted model, not a curated record. The transcript has 10 exons. Gene Ontology annotation, molecular function: 3'-phosphoadenosine 5'-phosphosulfate transmembrane transporter activity. Gene Ontology annotation, cellular component: Golgi membrane; endoplasmic reticulum membrane. Bases 204 to 1313 code for a protein of 369 amino acids. NCBI's taxonomy places the organism in Eukaryota, Metazoa, Chordata, Aves, Apodiformes, Trochilidae. Gene Ontology annotation, biological process: transmembrane transport.
CGGGCAUCUUCGCCGCCACUUCCGGCGGCGAGCGAGGCCGGGAGGCAGCGAACGGGACGGGCGGAGGAGGACGAUUGGCCGAGGAGGACGGUGGGGUGCCGCCGCCGCGCCCCUCCUCCCCUGCCACACAGCUUCCAGACCAAGGACACACAGAAGAGCAGAAAGAAGAUAACAAGAGCACCGAAUGCAGCGAACUAGGAAUCAUGGAUCUGAAAUUCACUUCAUCCAGAAAAUAUGUUUCCAUCAGUGUACCUUCCAAAUCUCAAACUAUGUCUCCUCAUAUCAAAUCAGUAGAUGAUGUUGUCGUUCUUGGCAUGAAUCUCAGCAGAUUUAACAAACCCACUCAGUUUUUCAUCUGCGUUUCUGGAGUUUUUAUGUUUUAUCUAAUCUAUGGAUAUUUACAGGAACUGAUAUUUUCAGUGGAAGGUUUUAAACCUUUUGGUUGGUACCUCACUUUAGUACAAUUUGGAUUUUAUUCGAUCUUUGGACUAAUAGAAUUGCAGUUGAUUCAAGACAAAAGGAGAAGAAUUCCUGGCAAAACCUACAUGAUAAUAGCCUUUUUAACAGUGGGAACUAUGGGUUUGUCAAAUACUUCUUUAGGAUAUCUGAAUUACCCUACUCAAGUCAUCUUCAAGUGCUGUAAGCUGAUUCCAGUUAUGAUAGGUGGGGUUUUUAUACAAGGAAAACGUUACAAUAUUGCAGAUGUGUCUGCUGCCCUUUGCAUGAGUCUUGGAUUAAUAUGGUUUACUUUAGCUGACAGCACAGUUGCACCAAACUUCAACUUGACAGGUGUGGUCAUAAUAUCCCUUGCCCUCUGCGCAGAUGCAGUUAUAGGAAAUGUACAGGAAAAAGCUAUGAAGUUGCACAAUGGCUCUAAUUCAGAAAUGGUUUUGUAUUCCUAUUCAAUAGGUUUUGUAUAUAUUUUAUUUGGAUUAACAUGCACUAGUGGAUUAAGCCCUGCAGUAACGUUUUGCUCAAAGCAUCCAGUUCAGACUUACGGUUAUGCAUUCCUUUUCUCUCUGACUGGAUAUUUUGGCAUAUCCUUUGUUCUAGCUUUGAUUAAAAUCUUUGGUGCCCUUCUGGCUGUAACAGUAACAACCGGAAGAAAAGCAAUGAGCAUUGUGCUUUCUUUUUUGUUCUUUGCAAAACCAUUCACAUUCCAGUACGUGUGGUCAGGCUUACUGGUUGUCCUUGGUAUAUUUCUUAAUGUUUACAGUAAGAAUAUGGAUAAAAUCAAACUGCCUUCACUUCAUGGACUUUGGAAAAAAAGUGUGGAAGAAAGAAAAACAAGGACGUUGUCACAAACUGUAUAGACAAUGGUUUAUGCCUUGCCCAGACUAAGACAUUGUUUUAUUGGAACAGAUUUCAACUGAUUCACUUUCCAAAGGGAACAUUAAUAAAACCAAAGGAGCUGAAGGCAUAUUGUGUGCUUGCAGGUUGCUAGAAAAUGCACAUUUUUGUGAGCCCUUUCUUCAGAGCACUUGAAUUCAUCGUGAGGCGUAGGCCAGUGUCAGGCAAUGAAGGACCCAGCGGCUCCUGGCAAAGCGCUGAGAAGCUGCGCUCCAAGUGGGACACAGUGGGAGAUUAAUUUGGGCAUUUUAAUAUUGGCCACGUGGCUGAUCUGAGAUCAGUUCUUUGAUCUGAGUGGUUCUUUGUUAAUUGUCUAGGUGGAGUAAUUUAAAUGUGAUACUGUAUUAACAUCUAAUGGAAUCUAAUCAGCAAUCAGUUGACCAAAUACCAAUUUUAAAGGUGUGGAAGGUUUAGAAUCUGGUAUGUUGUCACUUUUUUUUCAUUUUAAAUAAAAACAUUGGGGUUUUUUUUAAGUUAUUGAUUAGAUCAUCACGGAACUUGGUAUUUAUUGUAAUAAUUGAAAUUUUUAUGAAAAUUUUAUGGUGUUACUCUUUUUUAUUAUUGCUUGCACGUAAAAUAAUGAGAUUGAUUUUUUACAGUCAACACUUGUGGUUUUUGAAGGGGGAAAUGGGCUUUUCAGCCUGAAUGGGGUCAGAACACAAUGAAAAAGUCAUGAUUGUAACAGUGGUGCCAGGAAACUGUUAUUUGCUUAUUCUGUGGUGAAAUACAAAAUUUUUAGAGGCCUGUGAUCCUUCAUAUCAUACUUGUGUAAACAAACUCUAAAUUAGUGACAUCAAACUCUUCAUUUUCGGUGUUGGAGUACAGAGUAAUAGAAUCUACUAGAGUAUUUGGAAUGCAUGUUUUGUCAGUCUUUAUCCUGUGAUGAACUUAAGAGGAUCAGAGUACAGAUUUCAAUUUUCUUUAUUUAAUGACAGGAGGAGACAAUGUACUACCAGCCAGUCAUUUUCAUCCUUUAUUGAGGAAAAUCAAGUCCAUUUAUCUCUCUUUGAUAUUUAACUCACUUUUUAAUCGCUUGCCAUCUCUUUCAUGUUAUAUAUUUAACAAUAGCACUUAAAAAUACUGGUCACCUUACAGUUCAUCUUUCUCGUGUAGUCAUGAUUUCUUGUGUUGUU